AUUUUUCUUACGAUUAUCACAAGAAAACGAUGGGUCCGUCCCUGCUGAAAGGUUACUUCGGAUUGGCGGAUUCUCUCUACCUGCAACACAACGAGACUUUUCUACCUGCUUUAAGGAGAUGCACGACCAUAGAAGACGUUUGCUACGCGUUUGAAAAACAUAAAACUAUCCUUUCUGAACACAUAACCGACGUCUGGGAGAAAUCGCUCGAGCUGUACGAGCAGAAUUUCUCGAAAAUCAUAAAUGUUAACAAGGAAUAUUACGAUUUACCGGGCACGCUGAUCAAGGAUUUCCUGAUGGCAAUGCGCGCUUUCUGCGUGCAAAAAGAGUUGAGCGAACGUUGGAAAGAUGAGAUGAGCAGGACAUGCAAAUUGCUGUUCCAAAUCUACACGCAAAUCGAGUAUAUUAAAGCCGGAUUGAAUCGUAUUCAAGGGCAUAAGAUUAAUUUGAAGGAGGCUGGUUACGUGCUCUUCAUGGAAAGAUGUUACGUUUCGGAUAUAUUGAAGCGACGUUAUUUGGACGUUUUCUUAACGCAGAAAUUCUUGAUUGUUACGGAAUUUGAUGGGAAAUGGUACAACUGUUUGGACAGUAUUCCUAUCGAAUGUUUCGAGAUCAUCGUGAAGCCUGGAAAGACGACGAUGCAAGUGAACUUUGGAAAUGCUAACAGGAAACUUUACAAAUUGAAUUUCAUGGAUAAAAAAGUCUUCGAUCGUGCUUUGAGCUCUUUCCCAUCCAAUAACAUCGUCGAGAGGAAAUAGUUUUUUUUACUACCAAUAACAUAUAUUUGCUCGUAUUUAUUUUUACCAAAAAAAAUAUAGUUUUUACUCUCUAUUUAUUAUGUUAAACUCAAAGCAAACCGCAGUUUGUGAUAUUAUUUUGUCAUUAAUA
Nicrophorus vespilloides is the source of this 888-nucleotide messenger RNA. RefSeq lists its product as uncharacterized. Lineage: Eukaryota; Metazoa; Arthropoda; Insecta; Coleoptera; Silphidae. Bases 30 to 758 code for a protein of 242 amino acids. The transcript is spliced from 4 exons. The record is from RefSeq and is a predicted model, not a curated record.